GAUUCACAACGCGACGAUACGGGUCAGCUGUACCAAGGUGCGAUGUUGGUCGCCAGUUUCGAAGAUUUGUUGUACUUCUACACGUUAGAGCUCCGAAAAGUAUCAGGGACGAGUCCGCAGUGGCAGCUGAUUCUGCUGAAAAAGGUGCAGCUUUGGUCGACGCUGAGUGCGAUUCGCGUGUUCAACAGUGGAACGCUCUUCGCGCUCGACAGAGACAUGAAAGCUUAUCUGUUCCAAGUGCGACAUAAGCAAAGCGUUGGAAUUCUGCCACGAAGAGACACACCGCCGAGCAGCGGGCUUUCUGCCGACGAGGACCGACUUGCGUUGGUACCUUCUAGCGAAUCUUCGGUGUUCAUCAAGGAGGAGAAGUUUGAUGAGCAUUUCGUGUUAUUGAGUACUACAGACUACUCAACGUCCAAACUAGCGUAUCACCGGAAAGCGACGAUUCCUGACUCCGUCUCCUCCGCAUCCGUGGAGAACAACGCCAUCGUGGAACGCAAUCCAAAAUGUUUUCACCAGUCCAUCGUCUGCAUGGUCGGUUUGCACGUUUUUCAGCCGCAAAGUAACAACGGGGCGAACGGAGUCUCUUCCCCUGCGGAGACAGCGGGGGGAGAUCACGCGCCUCGCAGAACGUCCUCUGCGGGAGGUCGUGGUCGACGGGCAUCCUCAGCCGACGAAGAUUACUUCGCCACGACCUCCACGUCAGAGGACAGCACUACUUCUAGUAGACCACCC
Amoebophrya sp. A25 is the source of this 735-nucleotide messenger RNA. The record is from the annotation of a GenBank genome assembly. Lineage: Eukaryota; Dinophyceae; Syndiniales; Amoebophryaceae.